Molecule: messenger RNA, 8348 nt
Organism: Impatiens glandulifera
Lineage: Eukaryota; Viridiplantae; Streptophyta; Magnoliopsida; Ericales; Balsaminaceae
Product: dnaJ homolog subfamily C GRV2-like
Exons: 23
Coding region: 348-8138 (2596 amino acids)
Biological process (GO): regulation of early endosome to late endosome transport; endosome organization; receptor-mediated endocytosis
Cellular component (GO): endosome membrane
Source: RefSeq, a predicted model, not a curated record
AAGCUAAGCCCGGCCAUGAACAAAAUGUACUGACCGAGACCGAGCCCCCCUUCAUAGCUGUGAUCUUCUUCAUCCAUAUCACGUCAUCAAUCUCUAUCUAUAACCUUCUUCAACUUUGCCUUGAUUCAAUUCCUACUUUUACGACGACGACGACGAUCAUCUUCCAAUUUCACAGCAAACAGAUGCAUAUCACGACUACACAUAUACACUAAGGUUUAGCGAGAAAACCGGAAGAACUGGGGGCGAAUCAGUCCAGGGAGACCCCCUCGGCGGCGGCCGGUGCGGGACUAUGGUUCUUUCUACGCCCUAGUCCGCCACGAUCGCAUACUCUUGCUUAUCUACCUCAAAUGGAAUACGUUAACCGUCAUCCUGCAUCCGAUAAUCCUCCCCCUCCCCCUGAGGCUUCAACUACUACUUCCUCUUCUUCUUCAUCUGCUGCUGCUGCUCCGUCUCCACAUUCUCUCGAAGAGCAGGAGUAUUUGGCAAGGUAUCUGGUUAUUAAGCAUUCGUGGAGAGGACGGUAUAAGAGAAUUUUAUGUAUAUCGAAUAAUUCAAUUAUUACUUUGGAUCCUUCCACGCUUUCUGUCACGAAUUCUUAUGAUGUCGGAAACGAUUUCGAAGGAGCGAUUCCGAUUUUAGGAAGGGAUGAUAAUUCACAGGAAUUUAAUAUCAGUGUAAGGACUGAUGGUCGUGGGAAGUUUAAGGGAAUGAAGUUUUCAUCCAAGUAUAAGGCUAGUAUUUUGACUGAGCUUCAUAGGAUAAGAUGGAAUAGGAUCAGUACUGUUGCUGAGUUUCCUGUACUUCAUCUACGGAGGAGGACUUCAGAAUGGAUUCCUUUUAAAUUGAAGAUCACUUAUGUUGGGGUUGAAAUUAUUGACGUGAGAUCUGGAGAUCUUCGCUGGUGCUUGGAUUUUAGAGAUAUGAGUUCUCCAGCAAUUAUACUACUUUCAGAUGCUUAUGGAAAGAAGAACAAUGAGCCUGGAGGUUUUGUUUUGUGCCCAUUAUAUGGAAGAAAAUCAAAAGCUUUCCAAGCUACCUCGGGGACUUUAAAUACUGCUAUUAUUUCACAUUUGACAAAAACUGCCAAGUCUGUUGUUGGAUUAUCUCUGGCUGUGGACAAUUCUCAAACUCUCACACCCUCUGAGUAUCUUAAGAUGAGGGCCAAGGAAGCUAUUCGAGCAGAAGAAACUCCUUCUGGGGGGUGGUCAGUUACAAAGCUGAGAUCUGCUGCUCACGGAACUUUAAAUGUUCCUGGAUCUAGUUUGGGAAUCGGGCCAAAAGGAGGACUUGGGGAACAGGGCGAUUCAGUAUCACGUCAGCUCAUUCUCACUAAGGUUUCACUUGUUGAAAGACGACAUGAUAAUUAUGAGGUGGUUAUUGUCCGUCCAUUAUCUUCCGUGAGUGCUCUCGUGCGAUUUGCAGAAGAGCCUCAAAUGUUUGCUGUUGAAUUUAAUGACGGUUGCCCUAUUCAUGUAUAUUCUAGCACAUCGAGGGAUAGCUUGCUUGCUGCAGUUCGGGACGCAUUACAAUCAGAGGGUCAAUGCCCAGUACCUGUACUACCAAGGCUAACAAUGCCUGGACAUAGAAUUGAUCCACCUUGUGGGAGAGUCCACUUACAACUUGGGCAACUUACUAUUGGACAACAACGUAAUGUUGCUGACAUCGAAAGCAUGACCAUGCAUUUAAAACACCUGGCUGCUGCUGCUAAGGAUGCUGUCAGUGAAGGAGGCUCUAUUCCCGGAUCAAGGGCUAAGUUUUGGCGUAGAAUUAGGGAAUUUAAUGCAUGUAUUAGCUAUGGUGGUGUGCUUCCUAACAUAGAAGUGCCAGAAGUGACCUUGAUGGCCUUGAUCACAAUGCUUCCUGCUGCUCCAAACCUCCCUCCAGAUUCCCCUCCUUUGCCUCCUCAUUCACCUAAGGCAGCUGCAACUGUUAUAGGUUUCAUCGCAUGUUUGCGUAGAUUGCUUGCAUCUAGAAGUGCUGCCUCACAUGUCAUGUCUUUUCCUGCUGCUGUUGGGAGGAUAAUGGGAUUGCUUAGAAAUGGUUCUGAAGGAGUAGCUGCUGAAGCUGCAGGGCUUAUUGCUGUACUUAUCGGGGGUGGGCCUGGAAAUAUGAAUUUAGUAACUGACACCAAAGGAGAAUGGCAUGCUACAGUUAUGCACACUAAAUCUGUUUUAUUUGCUAGUAAUAGCAAUGUUAUUAUCCUUGUCAACAGAUUAAGGCCUAUGUCUGUUUCACAGCUAUUAUCAAUGUCUAUUGUUGAAGUUCUAGAGGCAAUGAUUUGUGAACCACAUGGGGAUACUACUCAAUAUACGGUAUUUGUUGAGUUGUUGCGACAAGUAGCUGGUUUACGUCGUCGCUUAUUUGCAUUAUUUGGACAUCCUGCUGGGACUGUAAGAGAGACAGUUGCUGUGAUUAUGCGCACAAUUGCAGAAGAAGAUGCAAUUGCUGCAGAAUUCAUGCGUGAUGCUGCUUUGCGUGAUGGUGCUUUGCUCCGUCAUUUGUUGCAUGCUUUUUUCCUUCCUUCUGGCGAACGCUGUGAUAUCAGCCGUCAACUUGUGGCGCUGUGGGCAGAUUCUUAUCAACCUGCUCUCGAUUUGCUCUCCAGAGUGCUUCCUCCAGGCCUGGUUGCUUAUCUACAUACCCGUUUUGAUGGGGUUCCACUUGAUGGUACACAAAAUGCAUUAGAUCAAGAAGGAUCUUCAUUGAGUAGUCGACAAAGGCGAUUACUUCAGCAGAGGAAGGGUCGUGCAGCACAUCUGACAUCAUCAGUUAAGACUGUUGAAGCUGACUUGGCAAGGCAGAGCAAUGCUGGGGCCUUAAGAUGGCCAGAUGGGCAGCAGACGCCUGCAACUGAUCCAAGUUCAGUAGUGGUUCCAGGUGCUAUAUCUCAAAUUGCUAAUACAGAUGAUGGUUUGACAGAUUCAGGAGCUCCACAAACUGGUAACUUCGUGAAUGCUCCCUCAACAAGUUUACAGGAGUUAAGUGAAACAAAUGCUCUAAAUCCUGUAGAUUCUGUUGAUCAAAAUAUGUCUGGCGUAUUAAACACAGGGAUACCUGGUCCUGCACAGGUUGUUAUAGAGAGCACACCUGUGGGUUCUGGUAGACUUCUUUGUAAUUGGCCUGAAUUUUGGCGAGCAUUUAGCCUGGAUCAUAAUCGUGCAGACUUGAUCUGGAAUGAGCGGACCAGGCAGGAAUUGAGGCAGGCAUUGCAGGCUGAGGUUCAUAACUUAGAUGUUGAGAAGGAGAGAACAGAAGAUAUUGUUCCUGGUAGAUCAACUAUAAAGUCUGUGGCAGGGGAAGAUUGUGCACCUUCUAUAUCUUGGAAUUACUCAGAAUUCCUUGUUAACUAUUCCAGCCUAUCCAAGGAAGUUUGUGUUGGCCAAUAUUAUCUGCGUUUGCUUCUUGAGAGUGGCAGCAGUGGGAGGGUUCAGGAUUUUCCACUUCGUGAUCCCGUUGCUUUCUUUAGAGCCUUGUAUCAUCGCUUCCUAUGUGAUGCAGACACUGGACUGACUGUAGAUGGUGCAGUUCCUGAUGAAAUGGGUGCAUCUGAUGAUUGGUGUGAUAUGGGAAGAUUAGAUGGUUUCGGUGGAGGAGGAGGAUCUUCAGUUAGGGAGCUCUGUGCGAGGGCAAUGGCUAUAGUUUAUGAGCAGCACUACAAAACAAUUGGCCCUUUUGAGGGCACUGCACAUAUUGCUGUCCUGUUGGAUAGGACAGAUGAUAGGGCUUUAAGGCACCGACUUCUUCUACUAUUGAAGGUUUUAAUGAAAGUUUUGACAAAUGUAGAGGCUUCAGUCUUAGUUGGAGGAUGUGUCCUGGCUGUUGAUCUUCUGACAUCCGCUCAUGAAACUUCAGAAAGAACUGCUAUUCCAUUGCAAACUAAUUUGUUAGCGGCAACUGCUUUCAUGGAGCCCCUCAAGGAAUGGAUGUUUAUAGACAAGGAAGGCACACAAGUUGGACCAGUGGAAAAGGAUGCUAUAAGGAGAUCCUGGUCAAAGCAGGUUAUUGAUUGGACAACAAGGUGUUGGGCUUCUGGGAUGUCUGACUGGAAGAGGUUAAGAGAUAUACGCGAACUUCGGUGGGCACUGGCUCUUAGGGUUCCUGUCCUCACUCCUACUCAGGUUGGGGAUGCAGCAUUGUCUAUAUUACACAGCAUGGUAUCAGCACAUUCAGAUUUAGAUGAUGCUGGAGAACUAGUUACACCAACACCAAGAGUAAAAAGGAUCCUGUCAAGUCCUCGCUGUCUUCCACACAUUGCACAGGCCAUGCUUACCGGAGAACCAACUAUUGUAGAGAAUGCUGCAGCAUUAUUGAAGUCCGUUGUCACAAGAAAUCCUAAGGCAAUGAUAAAGCUGUAUGGUACAGGAGCAUUUUAUUUCGCAUUGGCAUACCCUGGAUCAAAUCUCCUCUCGAUUGCACAAUUGUUCUCUGUUACACAUGUCCAUCAAGCAUUUCAUGGUGGCGAAGAAGCCGCAGUUUCUUCUUCUUUGCCAUUGGCCAAACGUAGUGUGUUGGGAGGUCUUCUUCCCGAGUCUCUGCUUUAUGUAUUGGAUCGAAGUGGUCCAGCUGCCUUUGCUGCAGCUAUGGUUGCUGAUUCUGAUACUCCAGAAAUCAUAUGGACUUACAAAAUGAGGGCAGAAAAUUUGAUUCGCCAGGUUUUGCAACACCUUGGGGACUUCCCUCAGAAACUAUCCCAACAUUGUCAUUGUCUGUAUGAUUAUGCUCCAAUGCCACCAGUAACAUAUCCUGAGUUGAGGGAUGAAAUGUGGUGUCACCGUUAUUACCUUCGAAACUUAUGUGAUGAAAUUCGAUUUCCAAAUUGGCCUAUAGUGGAACAUGUUGAGCUGCUACAGUCUUUGUUGGUAAUGUGGCGUGAAGAAUUGACACGAAGACCUAUGGAUCUAUCUGAGGAAGAAGCCUGCAAAAUCUUGGAAAUAUCCUUAGAUGAUGUGUCCAAAGAUGACUUUAAGGCUACACAUGCUGUAGAACUGUCUGAGGAGACUCCUGGCAUAUCAAAGCAGAUUGAGAAUAUAGAUGAAGAAAAACUUAAAAGGCAAUAUAGGAAACUUGCAAUGAAAUACCAUCCUGAUAAAAACCCCCAAGGAAGAGAGAAGUUUCUUGCAGUGCAGAAAGCUUAUGAACGUCUGCAGGCUACCAUGCAGGGGUUACAAGGUCCUCAGCCUUGGAGAUUACUUCUUCUACUGAAGGGACAAUGCAUCUUGUACAGGCGAUAUGGAGAUGUAUUGGAGCCAUUUAAAUAUGCUGGGUAUCCAAUGCUAUUGAAUGCAGUCACUGUGGACAAAGAUGAUAAUAUUUUCCUUUCAACUGAUAGGGCACCUCUUCUAGUUGCUGCUUCCGAGCUGCUUUGGUUGACGUGUGCAUGUUCUUCACUAAAUGGCGAAGAGUUUGUAAGAGAUGGUGGAAUACAGCUGCUUGCUAUUCUUCUUUCCCGAUGCAUGUGUGUGGUUCAGCCAAUGACUCCUCCUACCGAACCGUCAGCUAUUAUUGUCACAAAUGUGAUGCGAACAUUUUCUGUUCUGAGUCAGUUUGAAAGUGCCAGAAAUGAAAUACUCAGAUUUUCUGGACUGGUGGAGGAUAUUGUACACUGCACUGAACUUGAGCUUGUAGCUCCCGCUGUUGAUGCCGCACUUGAGACUAUUGCAAAAGUUUCUAUCUCCUCAGAGCUACAGACAGCCUUACUAAAGGCUGGUGUUCUAUGGUACCUUGUGCCGUUAUUGUUUCAAUUUGAUUCUACUGCUGAGGAAUCUGACGUAAAGAAGACACACAGUGUGGGUGCUAGUGUUCAAGUUGCCAAGAAUCUGCAUGCUGUUCUGGCAUCUCAAGCAUUGUCAAAGCUUAGUGGUUUGGCCACAGAGGAGAAUCUAACACCCUAUAAUCAGUCUGCUGCUGAUGUUCUGAGAAAUUUGCUGACCCCUAAACUUGCCAGCAUGCUGAAAGAUCCUAUGCCAAAAGAACUCCUCGCAAAAUUGAAUUCAAAUCUGGAGACACCAGAGAUUAUAUGGAACUCUUCAACGCGAGCAGAUUUAUUAAAAUUUGUGGACCAGCAGCAAGGAAGCCAAGGCCCAGAUGGUUCAUAUGAUCUAAAAGAUGCAGAAUCUUUUGCAUACGAAGCAUUAUCAAAAGAACUGUUUGUUGGUAAUGUUUAUUUGAGGGUCUACAAUGAUCAACCAGAUUCAGAAAUUAGCGAGCCAGAAGCUUUCUGCUUUGCUCUUGUUGAUUUUAUUUCAUGUUUGGUCCACAACCACUUGACUACCACUUCAGAUGUUCAGAUGGAUGGAUCAUCCUCCGAUACAUCUCAACUUCAGUCCACUGACACUGAUAUCGCAAGUAAUGGGCAGCAUGUUUCUGAUGAUUCUCUGGAACAAUUUGAUGAUAGAGUAAUGAACAAGGAGGAUCCAAAACUGAUUAAGAAACUGGAAUUUGGAUUGACAUCACUUCAGAACUUGCUGACUAGCAAUCCACCGUUGGCAUCUGUAUUCUCUAUUAGAGAAAAGUUAUUACCUCUCUUUCAAUGCUUGUCAGUAACUGCUACUACAACAAAGUGCAACAUUCCUCAGCUUACUUUGACAGUGUUCUCUCUGUUGACUGCACAUGCUCCUUGUUUGGAAGCCAUGGUUUCUGAUGGAUCUGGUCUUUUGCUUUUGUUACAAAUGCUCCACUCUUCCCCUGACUGCCGUGAAGGGGCACUUCAUAUUCUCUACGCCUUAGCAAGCACACCAGAACUAGCAUGGGCGGCAGCCAAGCAUGGUGGAGUGGUGUACAUUCUUGAACUUCUCCUUCCCAUGCAAGAAGAAAUCCCUCUACAACAAAGAGCUGCAGCUGCAUCUUUGAUGGGGAAACUUGUUGGACAACCAAUGCAUGGACCCAGAGUGGCAAUAACGCUUGCAAGGUUUUUGCCGGAUGGUCUGGUUUCUAUUAUUAGGGAUGGGCCUGGUGAAGCUGUUGUAAUUGCACUUGAUCAAACUACAGAGACUCCGGAGCUUGUGUGGACACCAGCAAUGGCAGCUUCUUUGUCUGCACAAAUUGCUACGAUGGCGUCAGACCUAUACCGUGAGCAGAUGAAAGGUCGUGUGGUUGAUUGGGAUGUACCAGAACAAGCAUCUGGCCAGCAGGAAAUGAGAGAUGAACCUCAGGUGGGUGGAAUUUACGUCAGACUUUUCUUGAAAGAUCCGAAAUUUCCUCUUAGAAAUCCAAAAAAGUUUCUGGAAGGCCUGUUAGAUCAGUACCUUUCUUCAAUUGCUGCCACGCAUUAUGACCAGGCAGUUGAUCCUGAGCUGCCCCUACUUCUUUCGGCUGCACUGGUGUCACUAUUGCGGGUACAUCCAACUCUUGCAGAUCAUGUUGGGUACCUUGGGUAUGUGCCAAAGCUUGUGUCUGCAGUAGCCUAUGAAGGAAAGCGGGAAACAAUGUCCACAGAAGAGAUGAAUAAUGGACAUUAUGCAGAUGAAAUGUGUCAAACUGACGAUAAUCCUACUCAGCCAAGCUCACCAACUCCUCAAGAACGUGUUCGUCUGAGUUGCUUACGUGUCCUGCAUCAACUUGCAGCAAGUACAACAUGCGCUGAAGCUAUGGCCACUACUAGUGUAGGAACACCUCAGGUUGUUCCUCUUCUAAUGAAAGCUAUUGGCUGGCCUGGUGGAAGCAUACUGGCUCUGGAGACACUAAAGCGUGUUGUAGUUGCUGGAAACCGAGCUAGGGAUGCCCUUGUCGCACAAGGACUUAAAGCUGGUCUUGUUGAGGUGCUUCUUGCUCUUCUUGAUUGGAGGGCUGGAGGAAGAAGUGGACUUUGCUCACAGAUGAAGUGGAGUGAAUCUGAAGCAUCCAUUGGCCGGGUGCUAGCUAUUGAGGUUUUGCAUGCUUUUGCAACAGAAGGAGCCCACUGUGCUAAAGUGCGAGAAAUAUUAAACGCUUCUGAUGUAUGGGGUGCUUACAAAGACCAAAAGCACGACCUUUUCCUUCCUUCAAAUGCACAAUUAUCAGCUGCUGGAGUUGCGGGUUUAAUAGAGAGUUCAUCAUCCAGGCUUACCUAUGCCCUUACAGCUCCACCAUCAGCACCUAAUGUAUCGAGGUCACCACCAGCAGCGAUUGGAUAUGAUUUUAAUGGAAAGUCGGAUCUGUGACAAUAAUAGACAAGAAUAUUAACGCUUAUUUGACCACGCUUGAAUGCACAAAAGAAAGUGUUGUUGGAUCAUACUAACUAACGAGAUCAGAAAACCGAUAUCUAUAUAUAUAUAUAUAUAUGAUACAUCUGUAUAGAGAUCGAUGUUGUACAGUGAGUAUUUUCUCCCUUCAUUUUAUUUAUUUCUUUUGCCGCCGCAUGUGCUUUUGCU